Messenger RNA from Ochotona princeps (American pika), 2342 nucleotides. RefSeq names its product Ras like without CAAX 1 (gene RIT1). The transcript is spliced from 7 exons. Lineage: Eukaryota; Metazoa; Chordata; Mammalia; Lagomorpha; Ochotonidae. The record is from RefSeq and is a predicted model, not a curated record. Gene Ontology annotation, cellular component: plasma membrane. Gene Ontology annotation, biological process: Ras protein signal transduction. Bases 221 to 880 code for a protein of 219 amino acids. Gene Ontology annotation, molecular function: calmodulin binding; GDP binding; GTPase activity.
AGGGCGAGGUGGGUUCCCAGGCUCGGCAGGGGCAAGGCGGUGAGCCCCUCCCGAUUGUGUUGGUGCCCCAUUCUGAAGAGAGAUUUCAGAUUUUUGUAUUUGAUCUUCUCAAAAAAUGUAGUAAGCGGGGACCCUUGCCGCACCACUGGAUCGCACGCACUGCCUAUAGCCAGAGGGUGACUUUUCCUUGGGGGACAGCCAAGGAUUCCCCAAGAAGACAAUGGACUCCGGAGCUCGCCCAGCCGGUGGCUGUAGUAGCAACCCCGCAGGGCUGUCCCGGGAGUAUAAAUUGGUGAUGCUGGGUGCUGGUGGCGUGGGGAAAAGUGCCAUGACCAUGCAGUUCAUCAGCCACCGCUUCCCCGAAGAUCAUGACCCCACCAUUGAAGAUGCUUAUAAGAUCCGGAUCCGCAUUGAUGAUGAGCCUGCCAACCUGGACAUUUUGGAUACAGCUGGACAGGCAGAGUUUACAGCCAUGCGGGAUCAGUACAUGAGAGCAGGAGAAGGCUUCAUCAUCUGCUAUUCCAUCACGGAUCGUCGAAGUUUCCAUGAAGUUCGGGAGUUUAAACAACUUAUUUAUAGAGUCCGACGUACCGAUGAUACACCUGUGGUUCUUGUGGGAAACAAGUCUGAUCUCAAACAGCUUAGGCAGGUUACGAAAGAAGAAGGCUUAUCUCUGGCCCGAGAAUUCAGCUGUCCCUUUUUCGAGACGUCCGCUGCAUACCGUUACUACAUUGAUGAUGUCUUCCAUGCCCUCGUGCGGGAGAUACGGAGGAAAGAAAAGGAGGCAGUAUUGGCCAUGGAGAAAAAAUCAAAACCCAGAAACAGCAUGUGGAAGAGGCUAAAGUCACCAUUCCGGAAGAAGAAGGAUUCUGUGACUUGAAGGAAGAUGGGAAGUGCUUCCCUGUGAACUGCAGUGCCGAUGGAAGCAGUCCGUACCCUGCAGUAGUGAGCGUGGCACUUGCUCUUUCCCCUGUCAUGACCAUUAUUUUCUAAGUAACCGUUGAGGGGCAUGUGCCUACUAGGAGUUUCCAUUGAUGUGGUAUUUAAAGUACUGUCUUAGUUCAUUUCUGAUUUAUUAAUCCAGUGGAGCACCGUCUGCUUUUUAAACUGUCACAUUAGAAUUUGAUCUCCCAAUGUUUUGGGUUCUGUUGCUGAUGUUGAUUCAUUCGUGUAAAGCAUGUAUACCCAGAAGAAUGCGUGUACAAUAUCUGUUGCACUUUGUUUACCAAGGAGUGUUUUCCCUGCCGUGCAGUCCUCACUGACCUUCAACUUUAACUUCCCGGGACUCUUCUCAGAGGAGGAUUGCAAUCUCUUCUGUUCAAAUUGUGCUUCCUGGAAAUAGAACAGAAAUCAUAUUAGCGGGUCAGUACAGAAAGAGACCAGUGUGAGAGUUGGGCAGAGAGCUGUGGAGCUGACAGCUGGUGCAGAUCGUGAAAGGAUGUGGUUUGGGGGACUUGGGCAAGCAUUUGCAGGGACUUGGUGAGGAAAAGAUCCUCACAGUUCGAUUUUUGACACUUGUGAGAACUGUUCAAUGACUGUAAGGCACUGGAAUGGGUAAGAGCAGACAGACACGUUGGAACUGUAAUGAAGGUGUCUGGGGAAGCCGCUUGAUGUGACUUUUCUGUACCUACAGAGAUGAUCAUUUAGGAGCCUUAGCUGAAGUCCCCAAACUUCUCUGGAGUACCCUGUGCUGCCAAGGCCUGUAUUGCCUUGUUGCAGGAUUCUUUUUCCCCUCGCACACAGCCAUCCUACAGUCCCAUUCAUUGCUUCCCAGUGCAGUGUGGGAGAACCAGGCUGGCAGAACGUCCUCAGACCCUUUCUCACACUGGCUGUGUUUUCCUUAAGGAAGCUACCUCGGGGGAUUCGAGUAAGAUUGUGUGCCGUGCUGGGCACUGACAGUCCCCAGGCUCAGUGAGCAGAGAAAGUCCAUGCUGUCCCUGCUGAGUGCGGCCAUGGGGGAAGCUUUUCACGAUCCCAUGCACUGGGUGUGUCCUCUGAAGGUGUCUGUGGAAGGGCCUUGUGAAGGCAACCUCGGGAGUUUCCAAGCCUUGACGAAGGUUAGCCGAAGGAAAUAGUGCUUCACAGCCCCCUGUGUGAAGUUGGAAAAGUGUGGUCCUUGGAAGAAGCAGCUUUAAAUAUUGGCAGCAAGCGCCCUGUGUUAGGAGCAGGAUAAUUUUGAUAUGUGAACUUGUUAAGUAUGGAGAAGGAAUGCAAACGUGCCAAGAGUAAAUCUUUAUCUAUUGAAGAUGAAAUGUCACUGAAGCAGUGUUUGUGUCUGCUUUAAGCUCAGAAGAGAUGCUUUUGUGUAGCACCUUUAAAAAGAACCCAGCUCAACCAAACCA